AUGAAAGAAAUAACUAACAAUACUAACAUUGUAAAUAAUAAUUAUUUUAACUAUAUACUAAUUCUACUGCAGGACUUCUCAGUGAGGCAGUCACAUAUAUGUAACCUUGCCUUAAAGGGACAGCUUCUGGCAAAUCAGAAUUUAUGUGUUUUAAGUGCGACCAGAAACAAAUGCCAUUUCUCACGGCUAACAGAGAGUAUACCUUCUAGUGCCUUAGUAUUCAGAGAUUCAUUAGGGUCUAGUCAGUUUUCUUCAAAUUCAGCCAGUUUCACAUCAUAUAGAGGGUUGAGGGGCUUCCCUUCCAACAGAAUUCAUUAUGAAAAUCAAGACAGAAUAACCAGACGGAAUUCAGAAGUUUCGGUAGCAGCCAAAAGUACAUUGGAAGGAAACUUGAAGGCAGCAGACCCCCCUGUCGAAAACACUAAUAGUAGUGAAUCAGAACCAGUCCAGAAACUGACAUUGUAUCAGAGGUUCAAGAAGACAUACAAAGAGCAUGGGAAAGUUCUGGUGGCCGUUCACUUACUAACUUCCACAGUUUGGUUUGGCUCCUUUUACACGCUGGCCAGAUGUGGCUUUGACAUUGUGCCAUAUCUUGAGAACUGGAAUUUUAGCGAGAAGGUUAUCGCUCCCUUCCGUUCAGGCGGACUUGGUGAUGUGGCGCUUGCAUACCUGUUGUACAAAUUGGCAACACCAGCUAGAUAUACUGUCACCAUUGGAGGAACCAAUCUUGCCAUCAAAUACCUGCGAAAGGAGGGCAAAAUACCACAAGUGCCUAAAGAAGACUCCAUUAGAUCUCUUUAUAGGGAAGGCAAGGAAGAUCUUAAAAGGCGAUCAAAUGCUCGGAUGAAAAGAUUGGGACGGAGAAAUCGGAAUAAUAAAUAA
This is a messenger RNA of Candidula unifasciata, 882 nucleotides long. The record is from the annotation of a GenBank genome assembly. NCBI's taxonomy places the organism in Eukaryota, Metazoa, Mollusca, Gastropoda, Stylommatophora, Geomitridae.